AUGGUCUUGCUGAAGCCCCAUUUGCAGUACAGCGGCCUGGGCGCGCUCUGGAAGGGCAACCUGACCGCCUGCCUGCGCCUCUUUCCCUACAGCGUGGUGCAGCUCGCCUCCUACCGCCGAUGCGUAAUGAUGCUGAUGGAUGACUGGGGACACGUUUCCCAGUGGAAUUCCAUCGUAGCCGGGAGUCUGGCGGGGAUGGUUGCGGCCGUUGCCACUUACCCGACGGAGGUUGUCAAGACUCGGCUCAUUGUGCAGAAUCGACUGGAACCUCCCUACAAAGGCAUUCUUCAUGCUUUGUAUAUGAUUUAUCAGCAGGAAGGAACCCCUGCACUUUAUCGGGGUGUUUCAUUGUCAGUAUUAGGUGCGAUCCCGUUUUCCCUUGGUUCCUUCCUCGUUUACACUCACUUGGAUAAACUCUGGGGUCAGCCCAGCCUCCGUUUCACACCAAUGCAAAACUUCUUCAAUGGCUGUCUGGCAGCUGCUGUGGCCCAAACUUUCUCCUUCCCCUUCGAAACGGUCAAGAGGAAAAUGCAGGCUCAGAGUCCUUGCCUCCCUUGCUGUGGCGGAGUUGAUGUCCAUUUUGCUGGUGUGAUCGAUUGUUUUAAGCAGACGGUAAAAAACAAGGGAGUCCUCGCCCUCUGGAAUGGACUUACUGCUAAUUUACUCAGGAUUGUCCCUUACUUUGGGAUUAUGUUCAGCACUUUUGAAUUCUCCAAGCGGGUCUGCCUGUACCAGAACGGCUACACUGAUUCCCCUUUGCGCUACGAACUUACGCCAGGCGUAGACCAGAGUUUACAGCCUCAGGAACUGCAAGACUUAAGGCUCCUUGGAAGAAGAAACGUCUAAGCCUCUGGAUGCUUUUUUUGGACCAGCUUCCCAGCAGCUCCAUUACAAAAGAGGCGCUGAGAUUCACAGCCACCCACCUUGGCUUCGGCGGGAGAGCUGCUGAAGGCCCCAAACUCACCAUCACGGGACAUAUUGUCCUUGUUCAAGACAGCCUGCACAACUGGACAGCCUCCCAAGCUGAUGACAUCCAUCCGCUCUCGCUUGUUGCCAAUUAUUGAACUAUUAUCUAGCUAUUGGUUAGAACGGUAUGGCCGUUAGCCUGUGAACCCUGAAAGCACCACUCAUUUUCCAGCACCGCCUGAAUCGCUGCAGCGGAGUAAGGAAAGUCAGACCAGCGAUGCGAGAAACCGUGGUUUGUCACAGGAUCAUUGCAAAGGAGCAGGACAAGAGGGCCAGCGCAAGACAAUCUCAUAUACAGAAGACCGGAAUCUCGACAGGGACUUUCUUUGGCAUACGUCUGCCCUGCUAGAAGUGGAAUCGUGUAUGUGAGCAGGAUGUUGCUAAAGAGGGAUCUUUCUCCGCAUCAAAAUUCCUUAGCCAUAGAAAGCUGGCUGAUGGAGACUAGAUUAGGGAUGUCCCUGACAUGCUCACUUUCCAUAGGCAGGAAUUUUAACAGGAUGCUUGAACUUUUAAUUAUGCAAAACAGCCACCCCCCGCCUUAGAUUCUGAAGUGGAACAGUCUGAGGAGGACUGUAGUAUGUGCUGUUUGGAUUCUGCCCGAGAGUCUUCCAGAGAACUGAGGUCUUAGGUCUCCUUCUGGAUCCCAGAAAGGCAGCAGCCCACAUUAAAUGACCAACGUAGAGGAAAAUUCCCUCUCCCUCCAAAUCUUGGAAUAUAAUGUGCCAGCGUGGGGAAGCGUGGUUCUUUCUCUUCCUUGUUAUUCUAGAUAUGAGCCUAUAGCUGUAAGGCUGUCAACAGUCGCUCUAAAAUUCCUUGCAAUAUCGGGUUUGGUUUGGUUUCCUUGCUGCAUACUUGAUACUGAACUUAUUAAACAGGAGGACAAAUGAGAGUUGCUUAAAAGAUGUGUCUUAUGGUCAGGUGGCCUGCGCAUAUUAAUUAAUACAUUGUACGAUUCUCCCACUGCCUCAAUCCUAGUGGACCAUGGGCAGCUUACAGAUAAUAAAAUCACAGCAAUAAAUAAUGCA
Molecule: messenger RNA, 1991 nt
Organism: Python bivittatus (Burmese python)
Lineage: Eukaryota; Metazoa; Chordata; Lepidosauria; Squamata; Pythonidae
Gene: SLC25A43
Product: solute carrier family 25 member 43
Biological process (GO): transmembrane transport
Source: RefSeq, a predicted model, not a curated record